Molecule: messenger RNA, 292 nt
Organism: Staurois parvus
Lineage: Eukaryota; Metazoa; Chordata; Amphibia; Anura; Ranidae
Source: the annotation of a GenBank genome assembly
CCUGGAGACAGUGUGUGGAUCUGAGGGGUGGCUGGUUUGACUUUUGAGGGAUCCUAGCUAAUCCCCAACAAGAGAACCAUAGUGGGUAGAAGACAGGGGCGGACUGACAACUCAUGGGGCCCCCGGGCAAUAGGGGAUCAUGGGGCCCCUGUGUCCUUGCCCAAACUCAAAAAAAGCCUAUGAAAAAGGUACCAGGGGCAUCUCAUUGGGCCCCCUACUGACCCCGGGCCCUUGGGCAAUGCCCGAGUUUCCAAAUGGUCAGUCUGCCCCUGGUAGAAGAACAUGGAAUGCA